AUAUUAAUACCAAAAAAAAUAAUAAAAUAAUAUUAAAUUAAAAUCAGACUAAAAUUAAACGUGAGUUCUUCAGUGCAAUAUUUUUAAGUUACAAAAAAACAAAAACAAAUUGAUUCGCCAUAAUGUCACGCGUAUCGGUCUUACUCAUACUCUUAUCACUGGUCAUUAUCAACUCCGGCGACAGCAAUCACAGCAGCAGCAACAACAAUCACAAUUAUAGCAGAAUUCAUACAUUUCCUCAGCCAUUCAGCAGCGCCAACAACACGAAAAUCGUCAAUCAUCCAGUUUCUAGUUCAACAAGUGCGGCAAACAAUGGCGAAGAAACACGCGCACAACAACAGCAGCAACAGCAACCAACUCAUCAUCUGCAGCAAAAACAGCAGCUUGCGCAGCGCGACAAAAGAGCUACUGGCGACUUUCAGUUGGACGAGGCGGAAAUCGCACGCCAAAAUCAAAUAACACAACAAAUAUUCGCCAAAUAUUUAGAACGACGUCUGUUCCCGAAUCGCAGCACAAACGAACGCAUACCGACCAUUUCGGAAAUACUACCCAAACCAUCCUCCUCUACGACGCCACGACCACGACCGCGCGGCUUCUCCUCUGCGAGGGAUUUUCACAAUUUUCGACGUGGUGUUGACACACAGAAAACGAGCGGUCGCAAACGAUAUGGUAACACUAAUCUAAAGCAAAGGCAACGACAGCGUGGCGGUAGUAACAGCCACGGCGCACAUCGCCAGCAAUUAGUUGUUGAACCUGAAGAGGAGGAAGAACAAGACGCAGAACCAACGGUACAGCAGAGUACCGAGUAUUAUACGGAUAUCAAUGCCGAAGCCGAUGAAGUGGCCGAUGAUGGUCAAGAGUCACUGCAAAGUGUCGAAUCCGAGCAACACGAUCACUACUAUAGUGAUGUGUUUAAUCGUGAUCCCAGCGAAAAUGAAAUUGAUAGCGAUUGUCCGAACUGUGUGGACGAGUCUCAAUACAAUAACAAAUGGACAAUGCCGUUGCUCAAACUGGGCGAGAAGCGUUACUACCUCGGCAUCUUCUUCAAGGCGAAUUGGUUCAAAGCUUCACAAUAUUGCCGCUAUCACGGCAUGCACUUAGCAAGUAUUGCAUCACAAGAAGAGAAUGACAGACUGGAAAAACACAUACGCGACUUUGCAGGUUUGGGUCACGAACACUUCUGGACAUCUGGCACUGACUUGGCCGAUGAGGGCAACUACUUUUGGAUGGCCAAUGGUCGGCCCAUUACAUUUACGAAUUGGAAUGCUGGCGAACCGAAUAAUUUCCGUUAUGAGAAUGGUGAAGAGGAGAAUUGCAUGGAGUUAUGGAAUCGUGAUGGCAAGGGUCUGAAGUGGAAUGAUUCGCCGUGUAGUUUUGAAACGUAUUUCGUGUGCGAAGUGCAGGCAAUUUAAUGAACACAGGGCGUUAAUUGACUGAAGCACAAACCAAUAAUGUUAUAAAUAAACAAGAACAACAAUAAAAUAACAAACGACAAUUGCAAAGUUGUCAAAUGUCUGCAGUGGAGCUAAGCAUAAUAACUUAAGGAAAUAGCGUACUUUUUUUGUGUGUGCGUGUGGGUGGUGUGUGGGGCACCGCAAAUGCGCACGCAUAAGCACUAUAUUGCAAAAUUUACAUAAUUUCUUAAGCAACGGCACUCUUGGUGAUUGUGGUGAUUAGGGGCACGUGUGGCAAGCACAAGCGGCUUAAGUAUUUGCGCUUAAUGGCAGGGUGAAAAACAAACAAAGGCGAUAAUUUUAUUUUGAGCAUGUUUAAAAAAAAAAUAUUUAAAAUGUUAAAAAUUUGAUUUUUGAAUUUUUAGAAAUUUUGUUAUUUUGAAAUUUU
Molecule: messenger RNA, 1842 nt
Organism: Bactrocera dorsalis (oriental fruit fly)
Lineage: Eukaryota; Metazoa; Arthropoda; Insecta; Diptera; Tephritidae
Exons: 5
Coding region: 123-1412 (429 amino acids)
Biological process (GO): biological process involved in interspecies interaction between organisms
Cellular component (GO): external side of plasma membrane
Molecular function (GO): carbohydrate binding
Source: RefSeq, a predicted model, not a curated record